Messenger RNA from Monosiga brevicollis MX1, 2253 nucleotides. RefSeq lists its product as uncharacterized. The record is from RefSeq and is a predicted model, not a curated record. The coding region runs from base 1 to 2253 and encodes 750 amino acids. Lineage: Eukaryota; Choanoflagellata; Craspedida; Salpingoecidae. The transcript has 3 exons.
AUGGUUCAGAAGGUGGCGAUGGCACUGGUUGCCAUCCUUGCUGCCCUUGCCCUCGUCAACGCUGAUGUGUACAUGCACAACCCGCGCGGCUCCAACAAUCGUCUUGAAGAGCGAUCAGCCAACCGUGCCAAUGGAAACCGCAUGUUCGAUUCACAGAACAACAACCGCGGUGGCUACAACAAGGGCGACAGCGAUGACACGGCCUUUGGAAACAAUGAAGACAAGCAGUAUGACUUUCAGUACUUUAUGAGCCACCCCAAGGCUUGGGAAACUCCCUAUGACUCUGCGGCGGUCGGUCGCUCCAUUCUCACAGUUGAGUGGACCAACCAACACGGUUGCGGUGGUAACGAACACGACGAUCCGCACAAGCUGAACUGCAACCUCAUUCUGCAGUACAUGUGCAUUCCGGACGACCCGGAAGAUGCCGACAUUUCCGAGGGUGGUCGCACGGGUGCCGCCUCGGAUUGCGAAAAGGAAUGCCUCAUUCCCAACGAAAACAACCCGACGUGUACUCCCAGCCUGCAGUUCCCAUGCCGGAAAUCCCCAGUCAUCAGCCGCACCGACUGCGAGGACUUUGGCGGCGUUUGGGUGGAUGGUCAGAUCAACGAUGAAUACAACUGCAUCUAUGGUACCGAUCCUAACAACGGCAUGUGGCCUCGCGAUGGUGUGACAACCAACCGUCAAGAGUACGACCAAUUUGCCAACACGGCUGAGACGGUUGGCCAGCGCCAGAACCGCUUCAAUGGCGAUGUCCGCGCGGAUCGCGGCCUGCACGAGACAUGGGAGUGGUACGACGAGUGUUAUCGCCGCGAGCGCAACCGCGGGCUCUUCACGGCCGAUCAAAAUCUCCGCAACAACAAUGCCGGCUACAGCUCGGCCGUCUUCACCCGCCAAAAUCCCAACGACAAUCGCCGUGGCUACGAGUGCCCCGAGGAACGCGACUACUGGCCCUAUUGGCAUCCUAGCCCCUGGGUUGAUAUUGUCAUCAUGACGGAUCGCCUUGACCUGUGCCCCUUCUUCCAGACCGAGUCACAAAACGUCAAGGGCAAGGGCCUGUGCCGUAACACGGCAGCCUGCCCCAAUUGCGUGCGCUACAACACUUUUGCGACUUGCACCGCCAACUCGGGCCGCUGGGUCAUGGCGGCCCCGCACGGCGUGCCCGCCCCAGAGUGCAUUCAAGCCCCCUGGUCCCGCGUCAACCACCUCGGCAACGGUCGCUUUGGCCAGCCCAACACCUACAACUGGACUCUGCCCUACCUCACCCUGGAUGGUAGCCUCGAUGCCAACGCUGGCGUUGACCACCGCUGCGUCCUCCGCCUUCGCUACAACAUUAGCACGGAUGACUACGAUGCCUGGAAGGUCAACAGCACCUUCAACAACAACGACGGUGCUGGCAUCGUCUCCCCCGUCAAGCAGAACCCCAACGUGGACAUUGGCGCCAAGAACACGGCCCUCCGCCUCGCCAUCAACACGGCCCAAUUUGGUCGCACCUUCCAGGACCGCUCCCACGUCUUCCGCCUUGUGCCUCGCGUCGAGUCGUCCGCCCUGCGCGACCGCCUCCGCUCGACCGUUGACACGACCGAUGACUUUUUCUUUGGCGAGCGCACCCUCUACAACCUCAAUGUGCGUGGUAAGCGCGGCAAUAUUGUUCAGACCUUCCCCUCGGUGGAGUACGAUUUUGUCCCCAAUCAGCUCCACGUGACAGAGGAUGAUCUGAUCCACAUCCAGUGGGCCGGCUCCAACACCCACAACAACGCCAACCCGGCCGGUGAUGGCCAGGCUGGCGAUGCAGGUGAGGGUCGAGGCGGUACCGACCGUCACAACUUUGUGCAAAUGCUCUCGGGCGACCAGUUCAAGACCAGCUUCCCCGUCCCUUGGGAGAACAACACCCUGUUUGGCAACAUGAUUGAUGCCAUCGACGCCUUUGUCCCCGCCCACGGUAACCGUGAUACCAUCUACCGCCUCACGUACGAGCUGGACUCGGACGAGGAGACGCGCACCUGGGCUGAGGUCAAGCGCGAUUGGGCUCUGCGCAUGGCCACGGCCGGCUUUUACACCUCAUACAACGCUGACGGUGACAGCACGUCCAUCGCCAACAACAACCAGAACCUCAACAACCUUCUCGAUAACGCAGAUGCGUCGUACGUGGGUGGCGUGUUUCGUUUCCGUGCUGGCACGUACGAUUACAUGUGCACUCGCAACAACAACUUUUCCAACCGCGAUCAGAAGGGCCAUCUCAUUGUGACUGUCUGA